CAAAGCGAAAAAUCUGAAUCUCACGUGUGUGUGUGUAUGUAUGUAACAUCAUCAUUUGAUACAACAAACAACAAAAAAGACAGGUGUACGACAUUGAAACUUUAUAACGAUAAUAAUUGAUGAUGAUGGCAGUGGUGGUGGCGGCGGCGGCGAUCUUGUUUCUAUUUUAGACAAUUUUAAUGAUAAAAUAACUAACUAACUACACACACACACACACAAUGAUGUAAAGAAGUACAAAAAGAAGGAUGUGUGUAUUUGGUAGAUGUGGAUGAGGAACAAACAAAACAAAAACAUAUCAUCGUAUAUAUAGAAAUGGUGUAUAUUUGAGAUUCUCUCUCUCUCUCUCUCUCUCUGUUUUUUUUAUCGAUACUUGUGGAAAAGAAAUUGUUGUAAAAAAAGGUUUUCACUUUUUGUUGUCAUCAUUUUUUUUUGGGUUUAUUGUUUUAUUUUACUACGACGAAAAUAUAUCUUGAUUUGUUUUCUUUUGAUCUUUUGUUUUCCGUCGAGAUUAAACAACAAAAACACAAUUGUUUGGUGUUUCUUUUUUGUUGUUGUGUAUUGUUUUUUUUUUUAUUGUUGUUGAUUUCAUAAUCGGUCAAUGCAUAUUUAUUAUUUGAUUAUCAUUUUUUUUGGGCUCGACGAAAUUAUCAGAAAACUAAACGAAAAAAAAUGAAUAAUCAAAAUUUGACCAUCGGUAAACGUAUCGUAGUAGAUAAUUUGCCAACAUCAUUUAUUGAUGAUCCAGAUUCCUAUAUGGUUGGUGAUCGUGUAUGGGUACAAGGUAUUAAACCCGGUUAUAUUGUCUAUAUUGGUGAUGUACAAUUUGCUCGAGGUGAAUGGGCCGGUAUUGUGUUGGAUAAACCGGAAGGUAAAAAUGAUGGUUCCGUUCAUGGAGUACGUUAUUUUCAAUGUCAACCAAAUCAUGGUCUAUUUACACGUCUACAUCGUCUUAGUCGUUAUCCAAUCGAUGUUGUAGAUGUUAAUAAUAAUCCAAUUAAUUUGACCAGUAAUAAUAACGAUGAUAAUGAUCAAAAAACAUCGACAUCGUCUAAAGCGAAAACUGGAUCACCAUCAACAACAACAACAAGUACAGUACGUACACAACGUUUAUGUUCAGCUGAUGGUAAAGUAACAACAACAAUAACACGUGUAACAAAAAGUCCAAUACAAAUUCCACAUUAUAUGUUGCCGAUAAAACCGACAAAAGUGAUUACUACAGUAACAACAACAACGACAACGAUGGAAAAACCGAAACAACAGCCAGCACAACCAAAAUCUGUAUUGAAAUCAAGUUGUCGAAUAUCUUCAUCAUCACCGUCAUCAUCGGAAAAUCGUCGUAAAUCAAAUCAACAUCAUGUUCAUUUUUGAAAAUUUUAUUGUAAAAAAAUAUUUAAAUUUAUUAAUCGAUUGAUC
Messenger RNA from Dermatophagoides farinae (American house dust mite), 1413 nucleotides. RefSeq names its product Cytoplasmic linker protein 190 (gene CLIP-190). Lineage: Eukaryota; Metazoa; Arthropoda; Arachnida; Sarcoptiformes; Pyroglyphidae. Gene Ontology annotation, molecular function: microtubule plus-end binding. The record is from RefSeq and is a predicted model, not a curated record. Gene Ontology annotation, biological process: cytoplasmic microtubule organization. Gene Ontology annotation, cellular component: nucleus; microtubule plus-end; cell cortex.